Messenger RNA from Cryptomeria japonica (Japanese cedar), 4632 nucleotides. Its product is annotated as pentatricopeptide repeat-containing protein At5g39710. Gene Ontology annotation, molecular function: protein binding. NCBI's taxonomy places the organism in Eukaryota, Viridiplantae, Streptophyta, Pinopsida, Cupressales, Cupressaceae. The record is from RefSeq and is a predicted model, not a curated record. The transcript is spliced from 3 exons. The coding region runs from base 144 to 2414 and encodes 756 amino acids.
AAGAGAAAAAUCUCGGGUUCAUCACUUCGUUUAUUGGAAUAUAAAAUUAUUUGGAGUGGGUAGUAAUAGUUUUUGUAGAGCUGUGAAGGGCUGUAGCUUACGUUUGGAGCUGCAAAAAUUUUAGCCAUCACGAUGCAAUAGGAAUGGCUACUGGCUGGGCGGUAGGCAACAAUCAUCCAGCAGUGAUCAUAACAGGAAGAAAGAUAAGGGCAAUUUGUACCAAUUCCAUGUUUUACCAAGGCAAUGACGACAGGGUAGAUGAAAUCAUCGAUAAGGUUUGUGGAUUACUCUCUAAACACGAAGACGAAGCAAUUGUCUAUGCUCUUUCUCAACUUCUGUCUGAAAAUCCUCUGCAUUUUAACAAGAAACAUAAAAUAUUAAUCAGACUGGAACCUCAGCACGUCCAACAGGUUUUAGUGGAAAGACAGACAUCCAUUAACCCCACAACAGCUUUUCACUUGUUCUCCUGGGCCGCCCACCACCAAAGUUUCUGCUUUAAUAUUAAAUCUACCUGCAUUCUGGCCCAUGUUCUUCAAAGGGCAAAUAUGUUUGCUCAUGCCACUUCUGUUUUAGGGCCUUUAAUCAACCCUAGCACACCAAUUCAAAGACAUACGGAAAUCUUCAACACUUUUAUUGGGGUAUGCAAUAAUUCCUCAAGUGAGGGUUUUGAUUUAUUGAUUCAUAUUUAUUUGAAAAAGAAGAUGCUUGAUCAUGGCGUCGAUGCAUAUUUUUCUUUAAGGAAUCAUGGUAUCGUGCCGGGUCAGUCCAUCUGUAAUCGACUUGUUAUUGGUCUUUUAAAAUCAAAAAAUAAAAGCCUGGCAUUCAAAGUAUAUGAAGAUAUGCUUGAGGCAGGGCUAAGGCUUGAUGUUUAUGCUUUUAAUGCAAUCAUAAAUGCUUUCUGCAAGGAAGGAAAAAUUGACAAGGCCAAAGAAAUGUUUGUCAAAAUGGAAGAGGUGGGUUCGACACCAGAUGUUGUUACCUACAAUAUACUCAUUCAUGGUCUCUGUGGAAAGGGAAGCCUCGAUCAGGCCUUUAAUUAUUAUAAGAAAAUGCAAGCCGGGGGUUUAGCUCCUGAUGCCUUUAUAUACUCAACCCUCAUAAAUGAGCUUUUCAAGGCCUCAGAAUAUGACAAGGCAAGAUCAUUAGUGCAUGAGAUGUACUGUAAUGGGAUAGUGCCCUGUGCAGUCACCUAUAAUAUUUUAGUUGCUGGCUAUAGCAAGGAGGGCAAGAUGGAAACUGCUGCAGGGAUUUUUAAGGAGAUGUUGUAUAGGGAUAUGAUGCCACGUGAUUCAACUUGUACAAGAUUGAUUGAUGGACUGUGUAAGGCAGGAAAUGUGGAAGAAGCAUUGGAUCUAUGCGAUACGAUGUUGAAGAAAUGCAUCCUACCAAAUACAGUCACAUUCAAUUCACUUCUCAAUGGUCUUUGCAAGGCCAAAAAGAGCGAGCAAGCUGAGGUACUUUUUCUGGACAUGGUUGGGCGAGGCUUUGUUCCUGAUGUUUUUACUUUCAACACUCUUAUAGAUGGCUGUUGCAAGGCGGGAAACACUUUCAAAGCUUUUACCUUUAAGGAAUAUAUGAUGGAAAGGGGUAUUCACCCUAAUGUUUCAACUUACAAUACUCUUAUCAACGGUCUAUGUAAGUCAGGGAAGGUAUGUGAGGCCAAUGCAUUAUUAUUGGAAAUGUCGGGAAGAAAUUUGGAGGCUGACGUAGUUACUUACAGCACAUUGAUAUAUGGUCAUUGCAAGUUAGGUGACAUAACUGAAGCGAAGAGGCUCCUUGAUGAGAUGAUACAAAUUAAUUUGAUGCCAAACAUUUCAACAUACAAUGCUCUAAUUGAUAGGCUCUGCAAGGACGGGAAUUUGGAAGAGGCUUUCAAGCUUAGGGAUGAAAUAUCAGGAAAAGGGUUGAUGCCAAAUACUGUAACAUGUUCUAUGAUUGUUCAUGGUCUGUGCAGCAAUGCUCGGAUGGAAGAAGCAAACACUUUCUUGAACAGCAUGCGGAACAAUGGUUUCUUGCCCAAUGCAGUGAGUUAUAGAGCACUUAUCCAAGGCUAUUGCCAAAAUGGCAGGAUUCAGGAUGCACACAAUGUCUUGAAAGAAAUGGAAUUGUGGGGUUUAGUCCCAGAUAGAAAUACUUACAGAAUAUUGAUCAAUGCAUAUUGCAAAGUAGGGAAUAUGCAGCAAGCUUUGAUGGUGCAAGAUCAUAUGGUCGGAAAAGGUGUUCUUCCAGAUGUUUUUAUUUACAAUGUACUCAUCAAUGGGUUUUGCAAAGAAGGGAGUUUUAGCAAUGCUUUUAAACUAUAUGAUGAGAUGGUUAAUAAAGGUAUCAUUCUGGAUGAAGUUACCUACAACAUACUAUAUUAUGGGCUGUUGAAGUUGGGAAAAGAGGAGGAAAAUUGCGAUCUCAGGAAAUGAUGGACAGGCGUUGGGUUUCUAGUUGUUGAUGGAUGCAAAGCAGACACCAUUCAGAAUGGUUUUGACUUUUAAAGAUUAUAAAAUAAGUGAGAGAAAAUAAACAAGGAAUUGCACAUACUGAGUGCACUUCAGCAAGAUGUGUCUCAGACUUAGCAUUCGAUGAAAGAUCUGCUGAGCUUCAGGCUAAUUUAUGGGAGCUGAACAUUUGAAUGCAAGAUCCUUUCUGCUCUCUUACUAUAAUGCAAUUCUUUUUGAAUUUUCCUUAUGACAUAUAUAUAUUUUAUCUAUAAUAUGUCACAACACAUAGCAGAAGGAAAUCUUCACUUUGAAGCAUUGCCUUAUAAGAUGAUCUUUGAUUAGCGAAAAGAGCAGCUGGGAGUACAGAAUGAAAAUCUCAAGAUUGUCAGAGAUUUGGGAAAGAAAGUUUACAAUGUCGAAGAUUCUAAAACCUGUUAAUGCUACCUGAGCAGUAAACAGGAGGUUCAGCUGGGAAGGGAGGUUAACACAGAGGUCACCAAUCAUAAUUUCACUGAGACUGACAAGUACCUCCAGCAUGAAUUCUAGGAAGCAGUGCCCGGAAUGUCUGUAAUCAAGACUAAGAACUAAAAUUACAGGCAAAUGUUAUCGAAAGGAUGGUAAAAUUUCAGUAGAUAUUAAUCAAGUUCUUUGUUCCUUGUAUUUUUGGAAAGUGAAACUUAUUUUCUUUCAAAAAGUAAAAUACUUUUUGGAUUCUGCCGUUGUCCAGAAUUCUUUCCAAUUUCCUAAAAUGUCUUAUGUCGUAAUUACACCAUAUACACUGUAUAUUGGAGAAGUGACCCAGAGUUAACAACUUUUUCUAUCAAUCAAUAAAUAUAAAAUAUAAAAUGCCUUUAAUAAUCACUAUAUUAAAACUGUCCUAUCUACAACCCUCUGUGAGUGAAUUUUGAAAAUAAAGUUAAGUGGAACAACUGCUUCUGGAUUAGAUUGUGUGUUAAUUUAGCAUCAAUGUUUUGGAUCAUACUUCUGAUCCAUCAUCAGAAUGAUUGAGUGCUGUCAGAGUAUAAAUGGAUAAGUAGCAGACCAGGACAGCUUAAAAGAGAGGGGAAGAAGAAGGCGAGACAGGGAACAAGGUCAGAAGGAAGAAAAAAAUAAGUGACCUUCUGACCUCGCUCCCUGUGUCACCUCCUUCUCCCCCUCUCUUUUAAGCUGUACUGCCUUGCUACUUAUUCAUUUUUGACGAUGGAUCACAUAGUGUGAUCUGAAAUGUUGAUGCAAAAACUAUAACACAAUCUAAUCCAGAAAUAAUUGUUCCAAUUUCAUAGAUUGUGGAAAAUUAAUAUCUUUAAAAAGGUUAACUACUAGAGUUGACUAUGUUAUACUAAUGGUGAAGGCAUGUAUUCCUGGAUGUCACAGGUUCGAAUCUGGAGGGGGUAGAGUUGCACAUAUCAAUGAUAUCAUUGAACAAUAGAUAAGGUAAAUUAAAAAAAAGACCUCCUCUUGUGGAACGUUUGCAUAAGGGGGGUUACACACACCAAAAAUUUUCAACUUGUGUUCAGAAUUCUUUUAAGGGCAGUCGAUAUGGUUGAGCAUCAGCGGAUCAAAUACCAUUUCCUAACAGAGAUUGAACAAUGUACUAUUUUUUAAAGUGAACCUCCGGUCCAUUCAGGCGCACAAUAAAAAAACUGCAUUUAUCUUCAGUAUAUAUAAAAAUAUGUUUUACUUUGGUACUGGGAUAGAAGUGGCACUCGAUUUGGAAGGGAUAUUUUUUAUAUGGCAGAAGCUCUGAAAUAUAAUUAAGCAGAGGACUUUUGGAUAUCAUAUGCAUGCACUGUGUUCAUAAAUCAACUUCCAAGAAAAAAAAUUAAUGCAAGAGGUGGUGGCAAUGACCAAAGAUAAGUUGCCCAAUUCUCUUUGAUGCGGCAACUUUACUUCACAGAUGGUAUGUCAAGAAAGAUCUUUGGGAAGAGAUGAGAACAAUCCGGCUGCCGAUGUGUCUCUGAAAUGAUAAUUUGUUCGUAACCUUGGCUUUACCAAUGUUUGGUAUUAGAUUUGGUCUUCCUUGGCAGAUUAGGCGUACAUUGGGUUAUCCCUCGCAUAUAUGCCUGCCGAGGUUGAUUGAAAGAAAUUACAUGGAUCAUUUUGGCUCCAAUGACUUGCGACUGGCAAAGAAACCAUUUGAUCAUAUUCAUUUGUAAAUUUAACCUAUAUUCAUGCGAGUAAUUCAUAUAAUUGUAAUUUA